Messenger RNA from Abrus precatorius (Indian licorice), 1920 nucleotides. RefSeq names its product exocyst complex component EXO70H1. Lineage: Eukaryota; Viridiplantae; Streptophyta; Magnoliopsida; Fabales; Fabaceae. Bases 1 to 1836 code for a protein of 611 amino acids. The transcript has a single exon. Gene Ontology annotation, cellular component: exocyst. Gene Ontology annotation, biological process: exocytosis. The record is from RefSeq and is a predicted model, not a curated record. Gene Ontology annotation, molecular function: phosphatidylinositol-4,5-bisphosphate binding.
AUGGGACUAAAACACAUUUUCUUGUUCAAACCAUCCUCACCAUUACCACCUUCAAUCCCUCCCACCAAAACCUUCUCCGAUUCAUUAAUGGAAGAAGACAUUGAAACCGCUCGCUCCCUCAUCAACAAAUGGGAUCCACUUUCCCCUUCAGACCAACUUCAGUGUCCAUUCCCUAAAACCCCUCCUCUUUUCAGCAACACACGCCAAGAAGCCAAACAGUACCUUGACGCCGUCAAAACCCUACAGUCCACUAUGCAGUGCCUCGUCGCACAGGAUUCCUCCUCCGUGAAUCUCGUCCAAGCUCAGCUCUUAAUGCAACUCGCCAUGAAGAGGCUCGAGACAGAGUUCCAUCGCAUAUUAGCCGAAAACAGAGACAAUUUGAAUCCUGAAUCCGUCUCCGCCCGCUCCUCCACCGAUCUAAGGAGCAGCGUCUCCGAUUACGACGACGAUUUUUCCGAGGACGACUUCCGCUUCGCCGCCGCCGAUUCAAUAUCAGCGGUUGCCAUGGCGAGUUUGAAAGCCAUAGCGGAGUGCAUGAUUUCCGCUGGCUAUAGCAAAGAGUGCGUCAAGAUUUACGUCGCAACGAGAAAGUCGAUUGUGGAUGAGGCACUGAACCAUCUCGGAGUAGAGAAGCUUAGCUUCUCUCAGGUUCAGAAGAUGGACUGGGAAGUACUCGAGCUGAGGAUCAAGCACUGGCUGAAUGCCGUCAAGGUCGCCGUCGGUACUCUCUUUCACGGCGAGAGAACUCUCUGCGAAUACGUCUUCAGUUCUCCGGAGAGGAAGAUCGUGGAGUCCUGUUUCUCCGAUAUUUGCAGAGAAGGCACAACGUCGCUGUUUGGAUUCCCGGAAAACGUGGCAAAGUGCAAGAAAACGCCAGAGAAAAUGUUCAGGACGCUCGACUUGUACGAAGCGAUCUCUAACAACUGGCAACAGAUUGAGUCAAUCUUCUCGUUCGAAUCGACGUCUUCGAUCAGAUCGCAUGCAAUUGCUUCUCAGGUGAGGCUCGGGGAGGCCGUUCGUACGAUGCUACUGGACUUCGAAACGGCGAUUCAGAAGGAAUCCUCGAAGACGCCGGUGCCAGGAGGCGGGAUCCACCCGCUCACGCGCUACGUAAUGAACUACAUCGCGUUUCUCGCCGAUUACAGCGACGCGCUCGCGGAUAUAGUAGCCGAUUGGCCGCAACAUCCGAUGCCGGAGUCUUACUACCGCAGUGCAAAUCACGAGGAGAAUAAUCCGUCGUCGGAGUUAGCAGAACGGAUCGCGUGGUUGAUACUGGUGCUUCUCUGCAAGCUUGACAGCAAAGCGGAGCUGUACAACGACGUUGCGCUCUCUUACCUGUUUCUCGCGAAUAACAUGCAAUACGUCGUCAUAAAAGUGCGCAAAUCGAACCUAGGGUUCAUUCUCGGUGAGGAUUGGUUGACGAAGCACGAGUCGAAGGUCAAAGGGUACGUCACCAAAUACGAGCGUGUGGGAUGGAGCAAGGUGUUGCCGUUAUUGCCGGAAAAUCCAACGGCGGAGAUGCCGGCAGAGCAAGCUAGGGCCAUCUUCCAGAUUUUCAACGUUGCAUUUCGUGACGCGUGCAGGACACAGUUCUCGUGGGUUGUAUCCGACCCGAAACUGCGAGACGAAAUUAAAAUGUCGAUAGCUUCGAAGCUGGAGGCGAAGUAUCGAGAGUUCUACGAAAAGAAGCGGGUCGGGUCGGAAUCGGUUAUUGAGUUCGAACCGUAUGAUUUGGGGAAUUAUCUUUGCGACAUUUUGUGUGGGACGGGUCAAUGUCAAUCAGGUAGCGUUUCGUCGCAUUCUCUCUCGCCCCCACAUAGCUUCAAACGCCCGUGAAGUUGGAGCACUCGCCGGGAACGUCGUGGGCCCACCGUUUUUUUCUUUAUUUUUUUUGUUAACACGGUAAAGACAAGAAUGUGG